Molecule: messenger RNA, 1375 nt
Organism: Nicrophorus vespilloides
Lineage: Eukaryota; Metazoa; Arthropoda; Insecta; Coleoptera; Silphidae
Product: ras-related and estrogen-regulated growth inhibitor-like protein
Exons: 5
Coding region: 213-920 (235 amino acids)
Molecular function (GO): GTP binding; GTPase activity
Source: RefSeq, a predicted model, not a curated record
GUCAACGCGCGUCGACGCUCGAAAACACUCGCACCUUAAGAUACAGAAAAUACAAGUGCUAACUACAAUUAUCCACAACCGUGCUCGACUGAUUGAUUGAUAUAAACCAAAAAGCUUCAUCAACCAUUAUCGAAUUUGAAGGAAGUGCAGGUCUACUGGAAAAGCAACCAACGUUUCUUUUUUGGGGUUCGAUUCGCAAACAAAAAAAGACAAUGAAAACGGAGGACAAAAGCAACAUGGCGAAAGUGAGGAUCGCGGUGAUAGGGAAAUCCAACGUGGGGAAAUCAGCAUUGACUGUUCGAUAUCUGACGAGGAGAUUUAUCGGCGAAUACAGAAGAAACACAGAUCUGUUGUACCGCCAAACGCUGACGGUGAACAAUGCCUCGUUGGAAGUCGAGAUCGUCGAUGUAUGCAGCUGCGAAUUAGCACUCUUCCCCGAAGAAGCCAUCUACUGGGCCGAUGCCUGCGUCAUAGUCUACGACAUCACCUCUAGAACAUCAUUCUCCCAUGCCACCGAGUUAUUGCAGAGGGUUCAGCAGAUCCGAAACCAGAUGCCCGUGAUGAUGCUUGCCAACAAAUCAGAUCUCGAGCACCUCAGACAGGUCGAGGAAGUCGAAGGCAGAACAAUAAGCAUUCAACACGGUAUCCAGUUCAACGAGGUAUCAGUGGCGGAGAACAGCGAUGCGAUCUACUCAUCAUUUGAUCUGAUGUUGAACGAGUGCAGGAAUCAGCAGUCGAAUCACAAGAGCCGGAAAUUCUCCGUCUCCAAAAUGCUUGGAACUCUCAUUGGAACGAACGGAAAGGUUCCACAAAAUCCAACGAACCAAGGCGGAACCGUCGUCGUCUGCCACAAGUCAGAUCUUUACAAGUCGAGAGUUCUGAAAAGGAGGCAGAACUUUACGGCGACGGCAUCCCUAUGACUCGAAGCAGGAACCACUCGUUAAGAUAUGAUGAAGAAGUUAAAAAAGAAGAAACAAAAGUUAUAUUUUUGUUUAUAUUUACCUCAGUUUUAUGAGGAAAAAGCGCGCUUCGGAUGGUGUGCAUCUGGUGAAUGUUUCGAGUUAAUACAAGAUAGUCAAACCACGUUGUCCUUGAAGAAGGCAUAUCAAGAAAUAUCUUUAUAUAAUAAUUAUAUGUUACCGGACAUUUCCAUAUCUGUAUUACUAGAAUGGAUGGAUUCAUUUUUUUUGCAAAUGUUACUCGAUGUUAUCUAUAUAAGUUAUGUAAUUAGAAUGAAGGACGGACACGAGAAGAAGAGCAACAAAUAUAUAUUAUAUAUGUGGAUGAUUGGGUGUGCGUUAACUGGCUGUGAUAUUAUAGAUCAAGUAUGUUUUGUAUGAACACUUCUGUAACUAUGCUACAGAAUAUUUUAUGA